AUGAUCCCUCCCUGCGAUCCCACGAUCCUCGAAAGCAAUCCCCAAUUCAAAAAACUGUACCAACAACUGACAACUACCGUCCUCAACCUCGAUGGGUCCACACGCGCAAACGAUGCGCAACCGGCCAGACAAGAAGUCCUGGAAGACCUGAAGAAUUGUCGCAUACGACAUGCAAAAAGGCAGAUUGAGAAACAGACGUUGAGGCGGUUGGCGUUUGAUCCGGAGAGUGGGUUGGCAAAUGAGUACCGAGAUAUCGUCGCUAUAAUCGUGCUCUACUUAGAGACUCCGCGAGGCCAGGUCGGUAAAGAUACCGACGACCCCGGUAAUGGCAUAGAAAGCAGCGAGGUAUCCUCACUCCUCGCUCCAGACAUCGAAGCAUUCUACACCAACAUCCCAGUCUUCAUCCCCUCCUUCUCUAACGCCCUCGCAUCUGCCGUCGACGACCUCCGAGCCAUAACAGACACCGACCCGUCCACUGCGGAAUCCAAAGAUCUUCCGCGAACCCCUCGAGUCCGUACGUGGCAAGCCACGACUAGACCUACACAGCCGGCGCUGCUGAACCCACGACUUGGCGAGCGAUUGCGGCAGCUACGUCAGGCUCAAUUGUCGGAGUUACCCACGGCAAGGAAGCAGAUGGCCGCGACCGCUGCGGAGGUACUCGCGAUGAGGGCGCAGGUGUUAGAGCGGACGGUUGUGCUGUUGGAGCGUGCAAAGCAUGGGGCAUUGUCUAGGGCUAUGAAGUCUAAGGCUGAGCAUUUGGCUACGGUUGCGCAGGGUAUUGAGGGGAAGUUGAACGUGAUGAAACUAGACAUUGGAUCUACCAUAUACACCCCCGAAACGAUUUCCGCCCUUGUGCGAUAUAAUCAACAUCUCCAGGCGGUGCGCGAACAGUUCGAAGAGAGACGAGAACUUGCCACGGAGGAGUUGAAUGGGGAGUCUGGAUCCGGUCUACUCGGUGAUAUUGCACAACAGUAUGCUAGUGUGAUCAAGGAAAUUGUUGCGGUGGAGAUGGAGAUGAAGAGUUUAGAGAAAAUCAAAAUGGCCGACGAUUCCCUCUCCAUCUACGACGAGAUCGAAAUCGAAGACAUGACCUUCGACCCCAACCUCCAAAUCUACCACUAUCCAUGUCCCUGCGGCGAUCGGUUCGAGAUUUGCAUUGACGAUUUGAGAGAUGGGGAGGAGAUCGCUGUGUGUCCGAGUUGUAGUUUGAUGAUUAGGGUUAUUUUUGAUGAGGCCGAUCUUCCUAAGGCGUGA
This is a messenger RNA of Aspergillus ruber CBS 135680, 1254 nucleotides long. RefSeq lists its product as uncharacterized. Bases 1 to 1254 code for a protein of 417 amino acids. Lineage: Eukaryota; Fungi; Ascomycota; Eurotiomycetes; Eurotiales; Aspergillaceae. The transcript has 6 exons. Gene Ontology annotation, molecular function: metal ion binding. The record is from RefSeq and is a predicted model, not a curated record. Gene Ontology annotation, biological process: protein histidyl modification to diphthamide.